AUGGCUUCGUGUGAGUGUUGUUCAAAAAUCUCUACAGCAGAUGCUCUUGUCUUAGGGGCUAUCCAGAUUAUGAUUGGCAUCUUUAAUGUUCUCAUGUGGUAUCUCCUAUUGAUUUUGUAUAUGGGACAAAUUAAAGGAGUCUUUGGGACAUAUGAACCUAUAACUUACAGAACAGGAUGUUCUUUAUGGGGAAUUAUUUUUAUCAUUUCAGGAGUCUCCAUAAUAAAAGUAGCAAGGCAUCCAACUCAACGCCUGCUUAUAUGUGCCAUGAUCAUGAACAUCUUGUGCAUGAUUACUGUGAUUAUUGCAACGGUUCUAACAGUAUUAGAGUUGUCUUCUUUUGAUUCUGUGUCAUAUAGGAAUUUUGGACAAGCGAGACUCGGGAGAGAAAUUUCACGUGUUUUACUGGGCUUCUACCCCUUGGAACUUUGUAUCGCAUUCACAUACACGAUCUUUGGCUGUAUUGGUUUGAUUCCAGCAGAGCUUCGAGGCCUCCACCGCGCAGGUAUCUGCGCGGGGGUCCUCACGCACGGUCGCCCCAGAAGCUGCGCUCUUGGCCACAACUGCGGCGUUGGAACCCCGCGAGGGGCGAUGAGGGACACCACCGAGGCAGCAGGGCCCACCCAGCAAGUGCUGCUGCAAGGACUUCCGGAGCAGAAAGGCCCGGAACUAAGGGCGCCACCUGUGAGAUCACGCCCCUCUGGCCCUGUGAUAAAGAGGAUGUAG
This is a messenger RNA of Camelus dromedarius (Arabian camel), 726 nucleotides long. It is a transcript of the gene MS4A13, whose product is annotated as membrane spanning 4-domains A13. The coding region runs from base 1 to 726 and encodes 241 amino acids. The record is from RefSeq and is a predicted model, not a curated record. NCBI's taxonomy places the organism in Eukaryota, Metazoa, Chordata, Mammalia, Artiodactyla, Camelidae. Gene Ontology annotation, cellular component: membrane. The transcript has 6 exons.